AUCAGUCUUUUUUGUGCGCUCUUCAUUAUCGGAGGAAGCUUCUCCGGGCAAUAACACGUGUCCAGUAUUCAUCAAUAUAAUUCCAACAAGCAUCAAUGAAGCGCCAAAUAACCAGGUAACCGUAAUGUAGUCACUGAAGAGAAAAUACCCAAACAAAGCGGAGCACAUAAAGUUGCAUGCUGUAUUAAUCGCCAGUGCUUGCAAGGAGUUUCUUGAUAACCGGAGAGCCCUGACAUAAAAGAACCACAUUAUUCCAUUCAUGAGCAGAGUGAGCAAGAUGAAUGUCAAUCGGAAGACAGCCAGCAAGUACAAGGACGGGAUUCCACUCGGAACAAUCAAAAACGAUUGAGUGGGAUUACCAUCCAUUACUGAAGGCCGUGGAACACGGUAAUUAUUCCUUAUUGGUGAAAUUCCUGGAUAAUGAAAAACGGAAGCGCUUCGGUUUGGAUCGGGUCACUUGGGCUCGUACAAAAUCUGGACAGACACCUAUUUUAGUUCUACUGUGCAAGACCCAGAAAACCAAACCAAAGACGCUGUAUCAAGUUUUACAAAUUUUGCUGGAAAAAUUUAAAAUCGAUCCAAACGCCAUUGAUAAUCAAGGAGACAAUGCGCUAAUGUAUGCCGUGCGGUAUGGUGCAGAUCUCGAAAUCGUCAAACUUUUGCUGCGCAAUGGUGCCGAUCCAAAGCUGCAGAACCACAACCAACUGUCAGGACUGAUUUAUGCAGCUGCUAAAUUGCGUACCGACGUUGUACGACUGAUUUGCCCAGAUUAUCGGGCUAAAACAUGUGCAGCCUUACAACUGAAAUUUAUCAACUUGGAUAUUUGGACUGAAAAAUUACGUCUGAGUCCCAGAGGAGACCGCUUAGAAGUUCCAGCCAUGUUGGAAGGGUCACCCAAACGUAACGUGUUUGCCGAGAGUUCCAAUUCACCGCUGAGUGGAACGCCUAUUAACGGUAUUCGCUUUCGGGUGUCACCAUGUUCACCCGCCUCCAGUAGUAGUCCUCUAUCGAUGGUGGUCAACCAACCUCGAAACUCCGCUGCGGAGACGAGACGGACCAGUGAAGACCGCACGAACACCACAUCGACAUCCAAGUCCGGUACAUGUGACGUGAAUUUCUCAAAGGUCAUGCGGCGCGUCUGCAGCGCAACCUUUGACGUGCGCUUGUUCAAAGAGACUUCCGGUGCGUUGCAGUUCGCACAAUUAACGCACAAUUUAUGUAUCUACCUGGACGAAACGGAUUAUCCGUUCGACAAAACUCCAGAACCCCUGGAGAGCGAACAGGCCGACGUGCUUGGCGACAUUGAGGAAGAAAGCACCGAGCGGGAGCCGCGCCGCACUUCACUGCCGGCAGCUUCGGCUCCAAUUUUAAUCAAAUCACGCUCCGUGGAAGACUCCAUUAAUAAGCCACGGGAUAUGUCGGCGGUAUUGAUUCGGGCUUUGCCUCGGGAAUGUAGAAAAAAUGCAUUACAAGGUGGUCAUUUAAUAGAACGGCAAGGUUCCGCUCCGCAGCUGCAUCUCAAACGGAAACCCCGAAGUACUAGUGAAUCGUCGGAUUCUUCUUUCUGUCCAUCGCCAGUUUCUGGAUUAUCGGUGAACACCGGCCGACAGCACAAUUUGAUGAUAUCACCCUUAGCGGUUACAAAACUGCUACCGAAAUCCGAUUCCUAAAUCUCUGCAAUUUUUUACAGGUCGUGGUUUUGACGAUAUUCGCCCCCAUAUUGUCAAUCGGUUUCUUUUCAAAUUCCACAUCAUUAUUCGUACCGCAUGCAUGCAUAUAAUUAUUAAAAUGUACGUUAUAUUGUAUGCUAUCUGUACUCUUGGAGCCGGUUUAACAGCAUUGUUCUUUAAAUAGGAAUAUUCGUAAUAGUGCAUUGAUAUUGACGUU
This is a messenger RNA of Paramacrobiotus metropolitanus, 1887 nucleotides long. RefSeq lists its product as uncharacterized. Lineage: Eukaryota; Metazoa; Tardigrada; Eutardigrada; Parachela; Macrobiotidae. The transcript is spliced from 2 exons. The coding region runs from base 282 to 1670 and encodes 462 amino acids. The record is from RefSeq and is a predicted model, not a curated record. Gene Ontology annotation, molecular function: protein binding.